AUGAUGUCACUGUUUAACCAAAAUUUAAAUGUCGAAUAUACCCCUAGUCCAUCGCGGCCGCCCUCGCCCACCGCCACUAGCCACCUCCGGCCUCCACCACCAUUGGCCGCCCACCGCCGUCAGCCGCCUCCGUCGCCGCUGGCGGCUGCUGUCGUCGGCCACCCACGGCCACCGCCAGCCGCCCAUGGCCAUCAUCGGCCGCCUACGACAGCCCACCGCCGUUGGCCGCCACGGCCGGCCGCCGGUCGUCGCCGGGCCCACCGCCACCACCGUCGGCCGUCACCACCGGCAGCCAUCUCCGGCCGUUACCAUCGCCCACCACCGUCGGCCACCUCCGGCCUUUGUCGCUGUCGGCAGCCACUGUCGAUCGCUAUCGCCGCCGGCGGCCACUGCCGGCCACCGCCGCUGCCGACGACCACCGUCGGCUGCCCACCGCCGUUGGCCGCCACUGUCGGUUGCCAGCCGCCGCCGGCCGUCACCGUUGGCAGUCACCGUCAUCGACGGUCGUCGCCGCCACAGUCGGCUGUCACCGUCGCCGUCGGUCGUUGUCACGGUGGCGGUCGUUGCCGGUUGCCGAUGGCGGCCGUUGACGGUUACCGGUGGCGGCGGAGGAGGCCAACGGUGGCGGCCGCUAGUUGCCGCAGGCUCCAACAGAGGUGCGGCGACCAUCAGUAA
Molecule: messenger RNA, 675 nt
Organism: Zingiber officinale
Lineage: Eukaryota; Viridiplantae; Streptophyta; Magnoliopsida; Zingiberales; Zingiberaceae
Product: formin-like protein 5
Exons: 1
Coding region: 1-675 (224 amino acids)
Source: RefSeq, a predicted model, not a curated record